AUGCAGGAUGAGGUCGAACAGUGUGAGACGCUGAUGCUGUCGAAGUGUGCCGACGGGGCUGCCCUUCCUCCUCCUCCUCUUCAUUCUCCACCUCCUCCUCCCGCCGCUCCGGCCGGGACCUGGGACGGGAACGAGCGACAGGAGCCGCAGGAGGAGACGGCGGGCGUGGACACCAUGCUGCGUGAAGUAUCGGAGAAGCACCGCGCUCCUCUGCGAAGCCUGGGGGCCGGUUCGGGAGCCGGCCUUGGAGGGAGCCCGUGUGGAAGCCCCACAGCCGAGCGCCCGCGGCUGGCCCCGAGCCUGCACGGCGCCUUCCGCGGGCUGCGUACGGUCCGCGCCGCUCCGCGCUCCGGCGGCGAGGAGCUGGAGGGACCCGGCAGCCUGCGGGCUGCGCUGGGGGAGGCGGGUAGCAUCCGCACCCUGGCCUUCCCGCAAGGCAGCGCCUUCACAGUCCGCACGGCCGCCGGCGGGUACCGCUUCCGCUGGGGCGGGGCCGAGGGGCUGCGCCAGAGGGAAGCUCUAGAAGAGGCGGUGCCUCUCCCCCGCCAGCACCCCGGUCCGCCGGCCCCCGACCGGUCUUUGCUGGGCCGUGUGUGGGCAUCAGUUUGCGGGUUGAGUCUUACAGAUGAUAAAGUCUUACACAUCAUCAAAGAACUGAUAAAAACAGAGAAUGGUAACUAA
This is a messenger RNA of Indicator indicator, 681 nucleotides long. RefSeq lists its product as uncharacterized. Bases 1 to 681 code for a protein of 226 amino acids. The record is from RefSeq and is a predicted model, not a curated record. Lineage: Eukaryota; Metazoa; Chordata; Aves; Piciformes; Indicatoridae. The transcript is spliced from 4 exons.